GAGCCCUCUGCCGGAAGCGGCUCGUGCCCCGGAAGCCGUUGUUCAGCUAGCUCUUGAGGCCGGCCGGGGACAGAGUCCCGGGACCGACGCCAUGCUGCUUUCGGCCGUCUCUUUUGCCAAGAGCAAGUCAAAGACCAUUCUGGUGAGGCUGGUGAGCCAAGCUGGGACAGGUUUCUCCUUCAACCACAAGAGAAGCCGACUCCGAGAAAAGCUGACUCUUCUGCAUUAUGAUCCGAUCGUGAACAAAAAAGUUCUCUUCGUGGAACAGAAAAAAAUACGCUCCCUCUAAGCAAUGGAUUGAGAGUGAGUUUGAUUCAUAAACGGGAAGACGGAGGUGAGGCCCUGGCUCAGAGACCUGCAGUGUGUACUGACGAAGAGGAACCGCCAGCAUGGCCGCUGGUGAGGUGAAGGCCGCUGUGAAGGAACAGUGCCGUGAAAGAGUUCUUCACAGAGACCAGAUAGUUCUCUCUCUGUAGUUUUUAUAGGCGGUAAUAAAAAAAUGUCGAAACAGCC
This is a messenger RNA of Peromyscus eremicus (cactus mouse), 513 nucleotides long. It is a transcript of the gene Mrpl33, whose product is annotated as mitochondrial ribosomal protein L33. The transcript has 4 exons. Gene Ontology annotation, cellular component: mitochondrion; ribosome. The record is from RefSeq and is a predicted model, not a curated record. Bases 92 to 289 code for a protein of 65 amino acids. Lineage: Eukaryota; Metazoa; Chordata; Mammalia; Rodentia; Cricetidae. Gene Ontology annotation, biological process: translation. Gene Ontology annotation, molecular function: structural constituent of ribosome.